AAUCAAAGACAGUUCCUGCCAAAUGGACAACUGAAUAGCCUUAUCAACAAAGCAUCUGUAAUACGAGAGCUAAGGAAAAAGAUACCCCGGAUAAAGAAGUACAAUAUGGACAGAUACGCAAGCUUGAUCUGUGAAAAUUCCAAUCCGGCCAGGGGACUUCCCGAGCCAGCGUCUGGCAGGUCUUACCAAAAGAUUUUCGCAAUAUUGGUGUUAAUCAACAUGGUGCCCGCCAUCGCAGGAUUCCUGGAGGAAGGGAUUUGCGACGCAGAUUUGCCUCUCGUGAAGGCCGCUGAGAAAGGUGGGAUAUUCGAUCUGCGAGUUGAAACAAGACGCGACUGUCAAUUGAAAGCGUUCAAGUCCUGGACCCGAGUAAACAUCAGAAACUUCGAAGAGUAUCAAUGGACAAUUCUCCCACCAUUCUUCACCAAGGGCGAGAGAAAGAACGUAAAGCAUUAUGUCCUUGAACCACAUAUUGUCCUUCCAUUCACCUCUACCACCCAUACUGAUGAGAUGGGGUCGACCGAGAUGCGUCGAGGCGGUUUUAGUCAAGUUUUCAAAGCCGAAAUUCAUCCAGACCAUCAUGACUUCAGCGAUCCAGCUUUAAAACCAAGGCUGCGGCAAAACACCUUCGCCGUGAAAUGUCUCAACUCGCCAAAUAAGACACUGUUCCAAAAGGAAGUUCGAGUGCUGAAGAAGUUCAGUGGAGAAUCGCAUCCGCACCUCAUUUCACUCUUGGCCACUUAUGAACAGUCAAAUCGCUUCUACCUGAUAUUCCCUUGGGCUGAGUCCGAUCUGAUGAAGUACUGGAAAGUGCUGAAUCCCAAACCUUCGAGUGGUCCAGGAACAGUAUCAUGGAUGGCUGAGCAAUGUAGGGGUAUAUCUGAUGGCCUCGUAAGAAUCCAUCAAUACAACUCCUCCGAUCUUCUAGACAAGGCUGUGCAGCCCAAUAGUCAACUUCUGUCUCCACCAGAUGCAUUCAAUCGAGACGAUCAUGAGAGCGCUCAACGACAGUAUGGCCGACACGGAGACAUUAAGCCCGAAAACGUACUUUGGUUCCGUGACACACGUCAAGGUGUUCUGAGGAUCUCGGAUUUUGGCCUCGCAGAGUUAAACAGCCGACUCAGUCGUUCAAAUCAACACGGAAGCCAAGUGCCGAAUUCCCCGACCUAUCGACCACCAGAAUGUGAUCUACGUCGGCGCAUCAUUAGACAGUCUUAUGAUAUUUGGUCCCUCGGUUGCUUGUUUCUUGAAUUCAUUACUUGGUCUCUCGGCGGUAGAGAGUUAUUAUUUGAAUUUGCCCGAAAACGAAGCUCGCCUGACCCGUACUUAUCAGGCAUUGAGUCAGAUACAUUUUUUCAAAUCGACAACCCUGAAGCGAAGGAUUCGACUGCAGCUUCAGUGAAGCAAGCUGUAAUCGAGUUUGUGGACCACCGACUACACUCUCACCCUGCAUGUAGCGAAUACCUACAUCACUUUCUCAACAUUAUCAUGUACGGGAUGCUGGUAGUA
This is a messenger RNA of Colletotrichum godetiae, 1509 nucleotides long. Its product is annotated as kinase-like domain-containing protein. The record is from RefSeq and is a predicted model, not a curated record. The annotation marks the transcript as partial. NCBI's taxonomy places the organism in Eukaryota, Fungi, Ascomycota, Sordariomycetes, Glomerellales, Glomerellaceae. The transcript has 3 exons. Gene Ontology annotation, biological process: peptidyl-threonine phosphorylation; peptidyl-serine phosphorylation. Gene Ontology annotation, molecular function: protein serine/threonine kinase activity; ATP binding.